CCUCUCUGGAAAUUUACUGGUGCUCUCGGACUGAUUCAGUGUGCGGCUCUGUCAAGCUGUUCAGUGGACAUCAUCUGAGAAGGUAUCACUCAAGAUGGAUGUCAAGAAAAAGAACUUCUUGGAGAACUUGCGUCUAAAAACUAAGUUGGGCAACCUGAAGAAGCCAGGGAAGAAGGCCCUUGCCAAGCAGGGCAGGAGGCUGGCCCAUCGACGCAGUAUUUCUGUACCGGACCUGAGGUUUGUGCCUGGUGAAGCAUUUGCUACAGACAGCGCCCUGGUGUCCAAUGAUGCCAUCUUCUUUGGCCACUCCCCUGGUCAGAGUGAUACUGAUUCUGUAGCAAGUGGGUCCAUCGCUGAUGGACCUCUCUUCACAGACAAACUGACUGAUUCAGUCCCAGAAAUCCGACUUAAAGUUCCCACAGAUCGCACAGCUGCUGCUUUGAAUAGAGUAAGUGCCCCAGCAGGAACACCGGGCCUUUAUGAGGAAAUUGACGAUAUGUUGAAUUUGAGAUCACAGAACAGGACGAACUUCACUCGAGAAGCCUUGUACACACAACCAGAUAAAAGAGCCAAAGGGAAUGCAACUAAAUUUACUUUUGAUCCUAUUCCUGCACCAAGAUCAGUUUUUACCCACGCACUUUCACCAAGGCCAGACCUUGUAGACAGAGAGAGUCCCUCUGGUGAAGAUGCCCAAGCUGACAGAGUUUCCACAGGUUCUGUUUCUGCAAUACUGGCCAGAGCAAGCUCAAUGGGAGAACAAAUGUACCCUUACACGGAAAAGAGGACCCCAUCCUUUGAGUACAGAAAGCCGUCAUCUGAAAAAGGAACUCCGCCAGUAACCAGGGCAAAUGCUCCUGCAGAUACCGUGUCUCUGAUGUUAGAUACUCUGGGUACUCCUCUGGAGAGUGCAGAUGGUACCUCUCUGGAUUCUGCCUGUGGCAGUCCCAUUGAGGAGCGAGUCAACAUGCCUUGGACAACAGACUCAGAGGAACUGGAACUCUGCUCUCCCUUUCUGAUGAGAGACUACUCCGUGGAAGAGGCUCUGCUCGAAGAAGCCCAGCCUGAGGAGGGCCUGGAAGAUAUAGCAGAGAUGUCCAGUGAACCAUUUGAGUUUUUUGAAGAAGUUUUGCAAGAUCCUCUGGAAAGCUCUGUCAUAGCAACAGGGCCUGAUGUCCAAGUACCUGUCCCGUGCCAGCGAUACCUCCUGAAUAUCAACCUAAAGCAGGGGAGGAACCUGGUCAUCAGAGAUAAGCGCUCUGGGACCAGUGAUCCGUAUGUGAAGUUCAAACUUGAAGGAAAACAGUUCUAUAAAAGUAAAGUAGUUUAUAAAAGCCUGAAUCCACGGUGGAAUGAGUCCUUCUCCCAUCCUCUUCGAGACCGAGAGCAUGCUGUGGAAGUUCGGGUCUACGAUAAAAACCGGACCGCUGACGAGUUCAUGGGUUCCAGCGCGAUUUCCCUGAAAAAUCUUGAUUUGUACAAAACCUAUGAAAUGGAGUUGCGUCUUGAUGAUCCUAAAAGUAAAGAAGAUGACAUGGGAGUGAUUGUUGUUGAAAUCUGCUUAAUGUUUAGAGACGCCACCGUCAAAAGGCCCCCUAGAUGGCCUCAAAGGAAAAAUAAGCAGAACCAGGCCGCACCAUCCCCACGGUCUGCCGAGACGCAGAAGAAUCAGCUGAAGAGCCAGAUGUGGACAGGGGUGCUUGGUAUCACCUUGGUGCAGGGACUGGACCUGCCACAGCACGGCCACGGGGACGUUUACGUCCGCUUUCGCCUUGGUGAUCAGAAGUACAAGAGCAAGAACCUCUGCAUUCAGGCCAAUCCCCAGUGGAGAGAGCAGUUUGACUUCAAUCAGUUUGAAGAUAACCAGGAACCUCUGCAGGUGGAGGUGUACUCAAAGAGGGGGAGGAAGGGUGAGGAAUCAUGGGGGAUGUUUGAGAUUGACCUAUCGAGACUUCCACUUAAUGAGAGGCAGCUCUACACUCAUGUGCUGGACCCCGGAAAGGGCAGGCUGGUGUUUCUGGUCACCCUGAGACCUUGCUGGGGAGUCUCCAUCUCUGACAUUGAAACAGCUGCCUUGGAUAAGCCUGAUGAGAGAGACACAAUAGUGGAGAAAUUUAGCUUAAAGAACUCACACAAGUGUGUGGGGGAGGUUGGCUUCCUUCAGGUCAAAAUUGUAAAGGCAAAUGAUCUUCCCGCUACAGACCUCAAUGGGAAGAGCAACCCUUUAUGUGUUGUUGAGCUCGGCAACAGCAAACUUCAAACUCACACAAUCUACAAGACGCUCAAUCCUGAGUGGAACAAAGCCUUGACAUUCCCAAUUAAGGACAUUCAUGAUGUGGCAGAGUUGACUGUCCUUGAUGAAAACGGAGACAAAGCCCCAAACUUUUUGGGAAAAGUGGCCAUUCCAUUACUGACUGUGCAGAAUGGGCAACAGAUAUGUCUGUUCUUGAAGAAAGAAGACUUGGGAAGUGCAUCAAAAGGAACCAUCACUCUGGUGCUGGAGGUUAUCUACAACAAAGUCAGAGCCGGUAUCAAAACCUUUCAGCCGAAGGAGACAAAAUUAAUGGAGGAAAACCUGAAGUUCUCCAAAAAGGUUCUUGCCCGGAAUAUAUAUCGGGUUCGAAAAAUCAGCACAGCAGUUCUGUACACGUUACAGUACAUUAAAAGCUGUUUUCAAUGGGAGAGCACGCAACGGAGUCUAAUAGCCUUUCUGAUCUUCCUUGUGACGGUGUGGCACUGGGAGCUCUUCAUGCUGCCCCUCUUCCUGCUUCUGCUCAUCGGCUGGCACUACUUCCAGCUCUCUGCGGGGAAGGCCAGCUCCAACCAGGACCUGGUGAACAUGAGCAUGGGUGACGACGAAGAGGAAGACGAGAAGGAAGCCGGAAAAAAGGGUUUGAUGGAUAAGAUACAUAUGGUACAGGAAGUGGUGCUGGUUGUCCAGAAUGUUUUGGAGGAGAUCGCAAACAUCGGGGAACGAAUCAAGAACAUUUUCAACUGGUCUGUCCCUUUCCUGUCGUGCAUGGCCUGCCUGGUGCUGUUUGUGGCCACAGUGCUGUUAUAUUAUAUCCCACUGCGAUAUAUUGUGCUGACAUGGGGCGUUAACAAAUUUACCAAGAAGCUGCGCAACCCAUAUACUAUUGACAAUAAUGAAAUACUGGAUUUCCUCAAGAGGGUGCCUUCUGAUGUUCAAAAGGUGCAGCACAGUGCGCUGAGAGCGCCCACCAGCCAGAACCAGCCACGGAAGAAAAGGUAGGCUCAGCGGACACGCUGGAUGAAAGGCUGGUCUCCUUUUGAAUACAGCACGACGCAGUCCACCUGACAACAAUGCUCCGGUGCCAGCAGAGCCCGUGACCCCGUGCACCCCACCAUAUCACCCUAACUCUGCCCCCUGCUGCUGAGGGGCAGCCAGCCGCUCUCUGGCUUGUGUGUUUGCCACCCCCCUGACAGAGGCUGUGAACUGCAGCAGCUAGGAGGGCAGCACAUGGCGCUGUCAAUCACAAGCCUGGAGGUAAAGAAAAGAGAGCGCUGCAAGGCUCAGCCUUCAUCUUUGGAUAUAAUUUAGAAAAGGAAUGAAAAGCGUCGGGUUUGGCUUACCUUAGACCUCCACUGUCUUGCUUUUUUUUUUUCUUUUUUUUUUAACUUUGGUGAAACUUGGAAAUUUGCCUUCAGGUUAAGUUAAUACAAGCUUUACAGCCAAUGAAAAACAAAGCAUGGCAGUUCUUUUCUUAAUACAUGUGUAAAUUUAAUAAAGAUCAAAAGUUCAUAUAUAUUGUAAUACAUUUUUAAAUAAUUCUCAAAAUUUAAGGUUUUGACACUCAUUUAAAAUAGUUGUGUUGAGGCUUUAUUGUGUAUAUAAUAUAAUACUUCUCAGCAACAAAUCUAUAUUUAUCUUCUACUGUAUUAUUUCUAGCUGACUGUGUAUGUUUCUGUAUGUUAGACUGAUUAAUUUCAGUUUUAAUUUUACCCCGUGUCUCGUCUGCAUCAUCAAAUAGAGAAUUUACUGGAAUCCUGAAUAAAGAAUCUUGAUCAGUUGGA
Plectropomus leopardus (leopard coralgrouper) is the source of this 4032-nucleotide messenger RNA. It is a transcript of the gene mctp2a, whose product is annotated as multiple C2 domains, transmembrane 2a. Gene Ontology annotation, molecular function: calcium ion binding. Gene Ontology annotation, cellular component: synaptic vesicle membrane. Gene Ontology annotation, biological process: regulation of neurotransmitter secretion. The record is from RefSeq and is a predicted model, not a curated record. NCBI's taxonomy places the organism in Eukaryota, Metazoa, Chordata, Actinopteri, Perciformes, Serranidae.